UCCUCGGUCCAGUGCUGUAGUCUUCUGGCGCCGGCAUCUUUAGUGUCUGCAGUCUCUUGGUCAUCCCCUGUACUGUCUGCAGUCUCUGGUCAUCCCCUGUACUGUCUGCAGUCUCUGGUCAUCCCCUGUACUGUCUGCAGUCUCUGGUCAUCCCCUGUACUGUCUGCAGUCUCUGGUCAUCCCCUGUACUGUCUGCAGUCUCUUGGUCAUCCCUGUACUGUCUGCAGUCUCUUGGUCAUCCCCUGUACUGUCUGCAGUCUCUUGGUCAUCCCCUGUACUGUCUGCAGUUUCUUGGUCAUACCCUGUACUGUGUCUGCAGUCUCUGGUCAUCUACUGUACUGUCCGCAGUUUCUGGUCAUCUCCUGUAACUGUGUCCGCAGUCUCUGGUCAUCUCCUGUAGUAUGUCUGCAGUCUCUGGUCAUCUCCUGUACUGUGUCCGCAGUCUCUGGUCAUCUCCUGUACUAUGUCCGCAGUCUCUGGUCAUCUCUGUACUAUGUCCGCAGUCUCUGGUCAUAUCCUGCAUUGUCCGCAGUCUCUGGUCAUCUCCUGUACUAUGUCUGCAAUCUCUGGUCAUCUCCUGUACUGUCCGCAGUCUCUGGUCAUCUCCUG
This is a messenger RNA of Staurois parvus, 609 nucleotides long. NCBI's taxonomy places the organism in Eukaryota, Metazoa, Chordata, Amphibia, Anura, Ranidae. The record is from the annotation of a GenBank genome assembly.